Cannabis sativa is the source of this 1782-nucleotide messenger RNA. RefSeq lists its product as uncharacterized. The coding region runs from base 217 to 1566 and encodes 449 amino acids. The record is from RefSeq and is a predicted model, not a curated record. The transcript has 2 exons. Gene Ontology annotation, molecular function: nucleic acid binding; zinc ion binding. Lineage: Eukaryota; Viridiplantae; Streptophyta; Magnoliopsida; Rosales; Cannabaceae.
CGAAGAUCGUCACGACAUGUACAAUCAUCAUCAGCAGUUAGCUCGGUUCACGGUUCAGUAAGCCUUUAUUGCUUUAGUAGUUUAUUUUAUUCAGUUAUGAAAAAGAAAAGCCUGUUAGGAAGCAUGUUAGUAGCCUGAUAGUAGAAUAGGCGCAUGUUUCAUUUCUAAUUUCCAAAUUAAGCGGCAUUAGUAAGCUCGCCUUGAAUACGACCUGAUAUGCCAACUCUUGGUUUCGCAGGCGGUUCUAAUCAGAUGGACGCCAGGCGGACUACCAGGAGUCGGGGCAACUCCGUGGGGUCGAAUCAGGGAGAGGGAGCUCGGUUUCCCCCACCUGCUAGGGGCCGAGGUAGAGGUCCCCGAGGCAGGGCUCGUGGUCGGGGUGUUGAGGACCCGCCACAGGCUGCCCAGGCUCCCCCAGCCGAUCAGGGAGCCCCGAACUGGGAGUUGCGGUUUGCGGAGAUGCAAGCCCGGAUCGAAGAACAAGACCUCGAGAUUCAGAGGUUGAGACAGCAGGGUGCUCCUGCAGUUCCAGUGCCAGUAGUUCCAGUGGCACCUGCCCCUGCUGCCCAGGCCGAGAUAGUGGUGGCGGCCCAUAGAUUGGAACCGUUGUAUGAGCGGUUCCGGAAGCAAGCACCUCCGGUAUUCCUGGGAGGUCCAGAUGUGUCGAAAGCCGAGCAGUGGCUUACGGUGAUUACCAGAAUCUUGAACUUUAUGGGUGUCACCGGUAACGACAGAGUGGUGUGCGCCACAUUUCAGUUCCAGGAGGAUGCCCUGGUAUGGUGGGACAUGGUGUCUCAGAUUCACGAUGUCACCACCAUGACCUGGGAAAGGUUCCAGGAACUCUUCAACGCGAAAUACUACAAUGAGGCGGUCAGAAGCGCCAAGAGGAAAGAGUUCGUUCACCUGACCCAGCGGGAGAACAUGAGUGUCACUGAGUAUACUACUCAGUUUGACCGGUUGGCGAGGUUAGCCUCGGGAAUUGUGCCGACCGACUUCAGCAGGAAGGAGAAGUAUCUGGACGGGUUGAAUCCCAAGAUCAGGCAUGACCUGAUGAUUACCACUGACGACAGCACCACCUAUGCUCAGAUGGUGGAGAAGGCACUGCGAGCUGAGGGCGCAGUGGGGUGCAUGUCAGAAUCAGCCAGUACUCCGGUUAGUGGCGGAGCUCCUACCCCUCCUGCAUCAGGCUUCAGCAGGGGGAGUAGUGGUUCGGCCAUUGAUCAGAGGAAGAGGGCACCCACUGCUUCCGGCGGCUCGAGCCAGAACAAGAGGUUCCGGGGGAACCAGAACAGAGGGAGUCGUCCUGGUGGUAAUGAGACCCGAUUCUCCUACCCCGAGUGCCCUAGCUGCAAGAGGCAUCAUCGGGGAGAGUGCAAGGGGCAGGGAUGCUUUCAUUGUGGCAUGCCCGGGCACUUCAAGAGGGAAUGUCCCCAGCUCCGGCCAGAGGCACCGAGAGCUCCAGCGAUACCCACUCCAGCCAGGGUAUUCGCUAUCACGCAGGCUGAUGCAGAUGCCAGCCCAUCAGUUGUUACAGGUAAAGGCAAGGCUGUAGCUGAUGGACCGUGACCGAGCAUAUGAGAUUGUACAUGUCGGGGCGGUUAGGCCUGGAGCGUACGAUCCUCGGGACAGCAGGGCUGAGAUUUUGUAACUGUCGUUAGACGACUUUAUUUUGAUGUAAAAGUUGAAUAGUUAAAACGUUUGUAAAUAUUUUUAUAAAUCGGGAUCCCGAGACUUUUUGCAAAAUGGUUUAUAAGUUUAAUGAAAAAGCAAAAUUUUAAUUAA